AUGUUUGUUGAUGAUGAGCAACGAACUGUAACAGAGUUUGUAUAUUGCUUUUUAUUUUCCUCUGCAGCCAUCAACAUCACCCGGGCCAGGUUCAGUGGGAAUGAUGAGUUUGGGUACACCUCAUUCAUAGCGUACUCCUCCAUCCCCAGUCUCAGUGUCUACUACGAGUUCCAACUGAAACUAACGUUCGCCGACAGAGCAUCAGCUCUGAAGGACAACCUCAUCCUCUUCUCUGGACAGAAAGGACAGGGCAUUGAUGGAGAUGACUUCCUAGUUCUGGGGGUUCGGAAUGGCAGAAUUGUUCACAAGUUCAACCUUGGAUCUGGUGUGGGAACCAUGGUCAGCGACCGGCUGAACCGUGAGAUCGAUAUCCACACUGUGAACUUUGGCAGAUCUAAGAGAACAGGAUGGUUAAAGGUGGACGGACAGAGAAACAGGACAGGCUCUUCUCCAGGCCACCUGGCAGGUCUCAACGCGCAAAGCCAAGUCUUUGUAGGAGGAUAUAAUGAAUAUACUCCUGAACUACUGCCCCUCGGAUCCAGGUUUCGCAAUGGCUUUCAAGGUUGCAUAUUUGAUCUGGAGUUUAGGACGAGGAGAGACGGGAAGUUCAUAGCGUUGGGGAAGCCUGAGGGUCAUCCGAACUCUGGCCGUAGCGUGGGUCAGUGCGGGGUCACACCCUGCACCCUGGUGACAUGCAGAAACGGAGGGACCUGUGUGGACUCUGGAUCCUCUGUCUACUGCCAGUGCCCAUUCGGCUGGAAGGGAGCACUCUGCUCUGAGACCGUGUCUGUAUGCGACGCUGAACACCGUCCCCCUCCCUUGUGUGCCCGUGGUUCCACCUGCGUACCCCUUCCAGACGGAUACACCUGUCUCUGCCCCUUGGGCACCGGCGGACUGCACUGUCAGCAAGCUUGA
Molecule: messenger RNA, 915 nt
Organism: Oncorhynchus gorbuscha (pink salmon)
Lineage: Eukaryota; Metazoa; Chordata; Actinopteri; Salmoniformes; Salmonidae
Product: protein eyes shut homolog
Exons: 6
Coding region: 1-915 (304 amino acids)
Molecular function (GO): calcium ion binding
Source: RefSeq, a predicted model, not a curated record